CAUAAUCGAAGUUGAGUGACAUUGAAGAAGCUCCAUAUAUUCUAAAGUCAAAAAGUACAAGGAAAAAUGGAAAAACUUGAGAGAUUAACAAAUUAAUUAUCAAACAUAAACUUAUUUUUCUAUCAUGUUUGAAAAUGGACAAAAGCUAAAUACGCAGAUCUAACGGCUAUAUAUGAGCCUACUAUGCAAUUAAUUAAUCAUCAUAGCCAUUUCUAAAAUGCUUUUUCCUUUUCUUUUUUUUUUCUCAUUUGCUUUGCGGGUUGUUUCUUUUCUUCUUAGUUUGUAAUUUGUAUAAAGAGUGAUGAAGGGACUUCAGUAACUUCUGUGCUUCUGAGGAACAUCAAGGCUCGUAAUUUCACUUUCCAAAAUCCAAGAAAAAGAUAAUUAACGGGUGCAGAUUGUCGCUGGAAAUAACAGAAUGGAACGGCACGCCCAAUCAGUCGAAGCAAGGGCAGUAGAUAUGCGACCAAGCAACUCUGAGGUUCCACAGGAACAAGUGCCUGGUCAAUUGGAGGGGAAAAGCACUGAUUACAAGCAAGAAAAAAGAAAGUCCCUGCGAGCUCGUUUUAUAUAUGGCAUAAUCUUCUUGAUCAUAAAUCUUAAAGCUUGGUUCUUUCGUGACUAUGGACAGAAGGUUCUAGCUCAGUUCAGUUAUAUAAAAGCUUGUGGACCUGAGGGACAAGAUUGCUGUCAUACAUUGGGAGUUCUUCGUGUGAGUUUAGGAUGCUUUAUAUUUUUCUGUGUUAUGCUAGUCACCACAAUAAAAACAAGAAAAUUAUAUGAGGCUCGCAGCACUUGGCAUUCAGGAUGGUGGUCAUUGAAGUUUUUCCUAUUGAUUGUAUCAAUGGCAGUUUCUUUUUUCUUCCCAUCAAAGUAUAUUCAAAUAUAUGGCGAAGUUGCUCGUAUUGGUGCAGGUAUUUUUCUUGUUCUCCAACUUGUAAGUGUCAUCGAGUUCAUCACAUGGUGGAAUAACUACUGGAUGCCUGAUAAGGAAAUGAAGGAAAGUUGCUCCCUUGGAUUGUUCACUUCAAAAAUCUUUUACGUUGCUUCUGUAUGUGGAAUUGGGUUGAUGUACUUUUUCUAUGGACGAAGCCUCAAAUGUUCUCUCAACAUAUACUUCAUUACGUGGACUGCAAUUUUGCUUACAGUGAUGAUGGCUAUAUCUUUACAUUCAAAGGUCAAUAGAGGUCUUUUAUCUUCUGGGAUUAUGGCUUCGUACCUUGUCUUUCUCUGUUGGUCUGCUAUAAGAAGUGAACCAGUGAAUGACCAAUGCAACAAACAAAACCAAGCAGAUGGAAAUAGUGAUUGGACAACUAUACUAAGCUUCCUAAUUGCAAUAUGUGCCAUUGUCAUGGCAACCUUUUCCACUGGAAUUGAUUCACAAUCAUUUCAGUUCCGCAAAGAUAAAGUUCAACAGGAGGAUGAUAUCCCUUAUGACUAUGGUUUUUUCCAUCUGGUAUUUGCAUUGGGUGCUAUGUACUUUGCCAUGUUAUUCAUCAGUUGGAACCUCAACAACUCAGCAAGAAAGUGGAGUAUUGAUGUUGGCUGGACAAGUACAUGGGUGAAAAUUGUGAAUGAGUGGUUUGCAGCCACAAUAUAUUUAUGGAAAUUGAUUUCCCCAGUUGUGAGAGAGCCUAAGGUCAUGGAUCUAGAGGGAUCCAAUGCAGCAGAAGGAUGAAAAUACACUGAACAGAGAAGAAGAAAAUUUUCACCAGCAAAUCACCAUCAUCAUGGAGAAAAAUCAGUCACAUUUGCAGCACAUGGAAGAUAAAUAUCAUUCAAAAAGAUAUAUGCCAAGUACAAUAAGAAUAUAAUGUUUUAAGAUGGAUAACUCUAUCAAGCUUUCAGCUUCAAUUAUUUUUCUUUCUUGUUCAAGGCAAAGGAUAUGUCGUUGCAUGAUUUUUGAUGCAGUUGCACCUGCCACACUAGAGAAUAAAAAUCACUCAUCUAUUAAUCCAAUUAGUAUUCCUAUUUGACUCAA
This is a messenger RNA of Hevea brasiliensis (rubber tree), 1981 nucleotides long. RefSeq lists its product as uncharacterized. Bases 419 to 1678 code for a protein of 419 amino acids. NCBI's taxonomy places the organism in Eukaryota, Viridiplantae, Streptophyta, Magnoliopsida, Malpighiales, Euphorbiaceae. Gene Ontology annotation, cellular component: membrane. The transcript is spliced from 14 exons. The record is from RefSeq and is a predicted model, not a curated record.